Insectozyma verbasci is the source of this 1161-nucleotide messenger RNA. The record is from the annotation of a GenBank genome assembly. Lineage: Eukaryota; Fungi; Ascomycota; Pichiomycetes; Serinales; Debaryomycetaceae.
AUGGGUUUAUUAUCAUCAUUACUAUGUUGCUCAACCGAUUCAAAGGAUGAUGGGAAUGAUAAAAUUCAGAAUCAAAAACUUUCACCUCAUCAGCAACAACAACAACAACAAAAACAACAAGGAGAAGGACAAAGGAAACCCCGUCAACAGCAAGGUCAAAAGCGGGUGGCUGAAAAUGAGAAUUCCGAUAAUAACGAUUCAAAAUCAAUUGAUAAUAAGAUACGAAAUGAUAAUUCAGAUGAUACAAAAAGUUCCAAGAUUAAACAAGUUAAUGGUUCUAAAUCUGAUGACAUUGAAGAAGAGGAUGAUAAUGAAACAAAAUUAGAAUUAUCUAAGAAAAACUCAUUUGAAAUUAAUCAUGAAGGAAAUUCAAUAAAUGAAACUGAAGAAUCACCGAAUCAUACUCCUAAAUCAUCCACAUUAAAUAAUAAUAACAAUCAAAACAAUCCGGGAGAUUUAAUAACCCAAGUAAAUGAGAAUAAAAAUCCUGACAAAUCCUUAGAAAGUGAUGAUGAGGAAGAUGAUGAUGAUGAGGAAGAAGAAGAUUUAGAAUCUUAUUUAGAUUUAACUAAAUUACAAGAUGGACAAGCUCAUGAUUCCGAAUCUGGUUGUUUACUCGGUUUUAAACUGGAGAAAUUUGGAUCCAAAAAAUGUCUUAUAUUAGAUUUAGAUGAAACUUUAGUACAUUCAAGUUUUAAAUAUAUCAGAUCUGCUGAUUUUGUUAUACCUGUUGAAAUAGAUGGUCAAGUACAUCAUGUAUAUGUAAUUAAACGUCCAGGAGUAGAUGAAUUUCUACAAAAAGUAGGUCAAUGGUAUGAAGUUGUUGUAUUUACUGCAUCUGUCCAAAAAUAUGGAGAUCCGUUAUUGGAUAAAUUAGAUUUAAAUAAACUGGUUCAUCAUAGAUUAUUCAGAGAUUCAUGUUAUAAUUAUCAAGGUAAUUUUAUUAAAAAUUUAGCUCAAAUGGGUAGAGAUGUUUCAAAAACAAUAAUUAUAGAUAAUUCUCCAACAUCAUAUAUUUUUCAUCCUCAAAAUUCAAUACCUAUAAGUAGUUGGUUUAGUGAUAGUCAUGAUAAUGAAUUAUUGGAUUUACUACCGUUUUUACAAGAUUUAUCAAAACCAACUGUUGAUAACGUUGAAAUCGUAUUAGAUAUAAGUUAUUAG